Lytechinus variegatus (green sea urchin) is the source of this 1201-nucleotide messenger RNA. Its product is annotated as C-type mannose receptor 2-like. Bases 1 to 1089 code for a protein of 362 amino acids. The transcript is spliced from 5 exons. The record is from RefSeq and is a predicted model, not a curated record. NCBI's taxonomy places the organism in Eukaryota, Metazoa, Echinodermata, Echinoidea, Temnopleuroida, Toxopneustidae.
AUGUUUGGGUUUUCACCGCAGCUCUUGGGAUUACUUUUAUCACUGUCAGUAUGUAGUGAUGCCAACCAAGCCUGUCCCACCGGUUUUUCCCGACAUAGCUCAUCCUGUUACUAUAUAAAUACAACGUUGCUAAGUCGUGCCGAUGCCCAGACGACGUGCGAGAGCUUCAAAUCAAAUCUGGUGACAAUUACGUCACCCCAAGAAGACGCCUUCGUCCAAUCCCUCGCGGUCGGUGAGGGCGUGGCGGUGGAUUACUGGAUCGGGAUCAAAGGCAGGGACGUCGAUUUUAAGUGGAUGGACGGUUCACCUGUGGCGUUUGAUUAUUUUGACUGGGAUGAUCCAUUUGGACCAUUUAACGAGGGCACGGACUGUAUUCGUUUGCGAGAUUUCACGGCUCUCUGGAACGACAUCUUCUGCGAUCAUCAUCAUCGAUCAAUAUGCGAAGGAUCUGUUGGAGAUCUGUUCUGCAACGGAGUGAGUGAUGUUUUCGGGUCAUCCUGCUACACGAAGAUCUUGACAACGAUGACUCGAGAUGCAGCGAGGGUCAAUUGCGAGAGCGAUGGCGGUCAUCUUGUCUACAUUGAAACAGAAGAGGAACACAAUUAUCUACUCACAAAUGGGAUCUCUGGAGAUGAAGGAAAGUAUUGGAUUGGCCUUACUAAACGUGUCUCGGGGAACAACGAUGACCUAUUGAUGUGGAUGAGCGGCGAACCUUUGAGAUAUACCAAUUUCGGUUAUAUUGGCGGAGGAACCGAAUGCUUUCAGCUUGCCGGUACAGACGAAUACUCGGUAUGGCGUACUGAGGGAUGUGCUUCAUGGACGACCAAUGGUUUUAUAUGCGAGUUUAAGAGAGAACGAUCCAUUCAGUUGGUUGCGAAACAAGGAGAGUGGGUACCUGCCCUUAAGGAUAUCAUCGAUGACGUCAUACGAAGCUCAGUCGUGAGAUGCGCGUCAUCAUGCUUGUCAAACCUCAAUUGUGAAUCCUUCGCCUACACCAGGCUAAAUGGGACAUGUCUUCUUUCUAGCAACUCAGCCGGGACGCUUACCCAACGAGAAGGGUUUUUGUUUUAUAGCAUGACCAGAGAUUAGGACUGUUGUGUGUAGGCUGUACAUUUUUUUUUUCUGUCAUGUCUGUAGGCGCUAUAGCCCGACAGAUAGGCUACAGAUAUUUCAUUGAGAAUUUAGUUUUGGGCAGUCGGUG